Helianthus annuus (common sunflower) is the source of this 569-nucleotide messenger RNA. RefSeq lists its product as uncharacterized. The transcript is spliced from 2 exons. NCBI's taxonomy places the organism in Eukaryota, Viridiplantae, Streptophyta, Magnoliopsida, Asterales, Asteraceae. The coding region runs from base 1 to 417 and encodes 138 amino acids. The record is from RefSeq and is a predicted model, not a curated record.
AUGGACUUGCAGAAAUUCGUUGUGUUAGAAAACCUAAAGGCGAUUGAGUUGCCACCUUAUGAACUCGAGCAUAUUGAGCUACAUUUUGAGCAUGAAGAAUCAUCUGAUUAUGCAGCUUUUGUGGAUGCUGUACUUUGGUGUUGCCGUCCUCGAUCUCUAAGCUUAAGAUCAUCCUUUUCUUUAACUGAUUUUGAAGAACAGAGUGAUCUUGUCAAGUAUACAUACAGGAAGCUACUUGAACAAGAAGAUCAAAGCCGUACCAGUGUUCAGAUUGUGUCGCCUUCCUCUUCUAAAGCCCGUAAGCAGUUUUGGGGCUUGAUGCCAUUGCUGGGGGGAUCACUUCGUGAAGAGAAAGCAAUUAGCUUCAUAAAGGAAGAAGGUAAUUAUUUUAGGCAGAUUCUUUACCUCACUUAUUAAUAUCCAAACAGUUGCGCAAGUUGUCCAAGAAGAAGCAGGAUAAUGGAACAGUCAAAGGUAUGCGGAGAUGGAGAUUUGCUGAUGCAUUGAAUUUAGGGGUCUUAUCCGUUAGGACGAACGUAUGAUAGUUAUUAUAAAGAUUAGAAUUUAUG